AUGAGUGUUCAGGAAAAUAAUUCCCCAGACGGCAACUAUUCUAUUCAGAGCUUCAAAGACAGAUUUCAGACAACUUACAGGAACUGGUCAGGAAGAGUCUGCGGAGAGCUGGGCUGGCCUCACCUUUGGGCGCCAGCUCUCAGCUUCGGGACUCGGGCAGGGGCUGGAGCCGGGGUCUGGGCGCUUCUGCCGUCGGGGCGGAGGGACCCGCGGGCGUGCCCGGCUCGAGGGUGGGGUUUUUUACGAGCCUGGACUCGCGCCCCCGGGAUCUCACUGCCCCGCGCGCCACAGACGAGAGGCAGCCCCGGCCCUGAUGUGAGUCCCCAGAGCCUGGGCAGUGCCCACGUCAGAGAUCAAAAGAACGGAUGGUCUUGUGUUAUAACCGAAGUAAAACUCUUCGGUUUCACUGAUGGCCAACGAGGACCUUCGCCUUUAUCAACGGCGGAAAACUGCCAAAGUCUCUCAGGCCUCCAAACUCGCUCCCGGGAAACCUCCCUGCCUCGCCAAGCGCCAUCUGGCUCCGUGACCACCGCUCACACCGCGGCCUCUGAGGCCAGAGAUGCGCGCGCGCCCCACUCGCCAGCCCACGCCGAAUGCGGGGCCCGACGGCCUCGGUCUGAACCAACCAGUCACCCUCCUCGACGGCCCUUCUCCCCGCGCGCAGGCCCGAAGCCAGGUGGGCGCGAGCCGAGCGAGGCCCCGCGCGUCUAGGAGCGCUGGUGCCCGCGUCUCUUGCGCCCUGACAGCAGGGCAGGGAGGGAACUCCUGUGGCGAUCCAGGCGCCGGCCCAGAUCUGGGAGAAACGCUUAAACCAGGGGACGUGCCCCCCAGGAGACAGGCCCACGCGCGGUUCUCCUCAGUUAACGCUUAUUUGAGCUACUUCUGUGCGUUUACGCGUUGAUACGCGCACUGAGGGAGUCAAAGGGGACGCGCCCGUCAGGGCCGGGGAUGAGGGGGCGGGAAAGUCGAAGAGCUAAGGCUCGGGCAGGAAUAGAGACUGCUCGCGGCAGCGAGGGCUCGCGCCCCACGAGGGAGCAAGCGGCGGUCGGGAGCUGUGGGCGCAGAAGGGAGGCCGGCGCGCGGUCCAAGCAGGGUAGAGCGCGGGGCCGGCCGCGG
Messenger RNA from Vicugna pacos (alpaca), 1116 nucleotides. The record is from RefSeq and is a predicted model, not a curated record. Lineage: Eukaryota; Metazoa; Chordata; Mammalia; Artiodactyla; Camelidae.